AUGAGUGAAAACGAUCAUCAGGAGAUGGAAACAACAAGAACUUCUUCUGAAAGAAGAACAUCACCACAAUUGGGAGGAAAUGCACCAACAGAUGAUGCCGAACACACCAUUGAUCUUCAUGAACAGACUCCCGGAGUGGCUGAUGAACCACAAUUUCAAGAACCCAAAGUCAAAUCCAUCAUCUUUUAUAUUUUCAUUGGCCUUUUCUUAGUGUUGGCUUUCGGUUGCACCAUUGCAGCCUUUGUAAGCACUUUCUUACAAUUUCCAGUUCCGGAUCAAACAUGGAAGAACACAGCCUUUGAUCUUCCAAUGGAGUCACUCUUUACAUCGAUGGCCAGUGGAUUCUUAGCCUUGUUCGUUGUGGUCUUUUUGAGUUUACGUGUAUUGAGCUUUAAAGUUGGUACCUAUGAAUUCAAUGGAAGCAAGUGCUAUGAAAUUAGUCAAUACAUUGCUGAUGGUGCUCGUGCUUUCCUUGUUCGAGAGUUUCAAGUCUUGACUGUAUUUAUAGUGGUCGUUGCAGGUAUCUUGUUUGCAGUGGAUCAAUCGGGAUACUUUGUGGCCACACCUGUAUGUUUCCUUGUAGGAGCCGUCACGAGUUCAAUCACUUCCAUAAUUGGAAUGUAUAUUGCCACUCGUGCCAAUGUAAGAACCACCAAUGCAGCUCGUACUUCUCUCAAUCAAGCCUUGAAGGUUGCAUUUAGUGCAGGAACGGUCAUGGGUUUGUCAGUCGUGGGUUUAGGAUUGGUCAUGUUGACUCUUUGUUACAUGAUCUUUAGAAAUUUGAGUGCUUUGGCUGGUUUUGGUUUUGGAGCUAGUAGUAUUGCAUUGUUUGCUCGUGUGGGUGGUGGUAUCUAUACAAAGGCAGCAGAUGUUGGUGCUGAUCUUGUUGGUAAGGUGGAAUCCAACAUUCCUGAAGAUGAUCCAAGAAAUCCUGCAGUCAUUGCUGAUAACGUUGGAGACAAUGUUGGAGACGUGGCUGGAAUGGGAGCUGAUUUAUUCGAAUCCUAUGUUGGAAGUAUUAUUGCAGCUGCCACUCUUGGAUCACAAUUCUUUGGAUCGGUGGGUGUUGCUGCACCUUUCUAUUUGAGUGCCAGUGGUAUUUUAUGUUCCAUCAUUGGAAGUUCAUUGGUGAGUGUGAACAGUUCGAGUGCUUGGUGGCCAUUGAAUUAUUUGGUUGCACCUUUCCGAAGACAUGAUCGAACUCACACCACUCAUGAUACCACUCAUGAUAUGGAACAGAGUCAAAUGGAUGAAGAACAUGCUCCUGAUGUCAAUCCUGCCACUCAAAGUAGUCUCUUAAUGGCUAUUCGUAGAGGAAUUUUCGGUGCUGCCCUUUUAAAUAUUUUGUUAGGUGCAUUAAUUUUAUUCUUAUUAUUCGAUCCAUUAACACAAGCAUGGGCCAUCUUUUUAUGUUUCCUUAUUGGUAUUGCAAGUGGAGUGUUAAUUGGUUUAGCUACUGAAUAUUGUACUUCAUUUGCCUAUCGACCAACCAAAUCCAUUGCUGAGAGUGGUCUCACUGGUGCUGCACCAGUCAUUAUUAAGGGUCUCAGUGUUGGAAUGCUUUCAACAGUUGCACCUGUGGUGAUUAUUGUAUUGAGUAUUAUUUUCAGUGUCUUGUUGGGUGAUUUUGCUAGUGGAGGUAAAAGUGGAGGUGGAAUUUAUGGUAUUGCCAUUGCAGCAGUUGGAAUGUUGAGUACAUUGGGAGUGACAUUGGCAACUGAUGCCUAUGGACCUAUUGCUGAUAAUGCUGGUGGUAUUGCAGAGAUGAGUCAUUUACCACCACUUGUACGUGAGAGAACAGAUGCAUUGGAUGCAUUGGGUAAUACUACAGCUGCAACUGGUAAAGGAUUUGCUAUUGGAUCUGCCAUUUUAACAGCUCUUGCAUUGUUGCAAGCAUUCUCAACUGAAGCUGGUAUUACAAGUGUCAGUUUAUUAGAAAAGGAUGUUAUGAGUGGUUUGAUAUUUGGUGCUUGCUUACCAUAUAUUUUCAGUGCAUUAACAAUGACUGCUGUUGGUGAUGCUGCCAUGUCUAUUAUUGUGGAAGUAAGAAGACAAUUCAAAGAAAUUGAUGGAUUACUUGAAGGAAGACCAGGUGUUAAAGCAGAUCAUACUAAAUGUGUGGAUAUUUCAACAAAGAGUUCUUUAAAGAAGAUGAUUCUUCCUGGAUUGUUGUCUAUUAUUGCUCCAGUGUUGAUUGGCUUUGCUGGACGUCAGAAAAUGUUAGCUGGUCUUUUGGGUGGAAGUUUAUCAAGUGGAUUCUUGUUGGCAGUGACCAUGGCCAAUGCAGGAGGUGCAUGGGAUAACGCCAAGAAAUACAUUGAAAGUGGUGCCUUGGUUGAUAAGGAGACUGGUGAGGUUCAAAGAAAAGGAUCGGCUGCUCACAAAUCAUGUGUGGUUGGUGAUACUGUUGGAGAUCCAUUUAAGGAUACUAGUGGACCUGCCCUGAACAUUUUGAUCAAAUUGAUGACCAUUAUUGCAUUAGUGAUAGCUCCAGUGUUGAAACAAAUUUAUGGAGAACAAUAA
This is a messenger RNA of Naegleria fowleri, 2523 nucleotides long. RefSeq lists its product as uncharacterized. Bases 1 to 2523 code for a protein of 840 amino acids. The transcript has 6 exons. Gene Ontology annotation, cellular component: membrane. Lineage: Eukaryota; Heterolobosea; Eutetramitea; Acrasida; Naegleriidae. The record is from RefSeq and is a predicted model, not a curated record. Gene Ontology annotation, biological process: proton transmembrane transport. Gene Ontology annotation, molecular function: diphosphate hydrolysis-driven proton transmembrane transporter activity; inorganic diphosphate phosphatase activity.